UAACAACUAGCAAAAACGUAUUUAACCAUAGAAAUGAACAAAUAUAGUUAAAUUAAGCACGUAGGCGGUAGCACAAUGAUUUUGAAUGAAGCUAGCCACGUGGGUUUUUGUUCUUCUUCCCAGCAUGUUGGAGUUAUAGAUCUGAUGAGAAUGAGAAUGAGACUGAUUCAUUAAUAGAAAUCUAAUCCCCUAAAACACCAAGGCAACAGCAUUGUUCGUGUUAGAUUUAUUCAUCAAAGUUUUGGAUUUUGUAGCUGAUUUGAUUCUCUUCAACCUCUUCGAAUUUCUGCAAUCCAUCUAGAGAUAAUUUUUUGAGAGGUUUGAAUAUCUUCUGAAAAAUGAACCAACAGAAUCAAGGACCCAGCAUUCCAUCAAAUGUUCCAAUGAAACGAAAACGGGGCCGACCACGAAAAGAAGAGAAUGUAGUGCAUAAAUCUGAAAAUGUGUUGAACUUCAAUCAGCCACCAACUGGCCAAGCUAAUGGUUCUGAUGGUGUUAUGUUGGGGAAGGUGGUCACUGGUGUCAUUGAAGCAUCUUUUAAUGAUGGAUAUCUUGUUAAUGUUAAGGUAGCAGAAACAGAUUCCUUUUUGAGAGGUGUUGUGUUUCUUCCAGGUCAAGUUAUUCCAGUCACUGCAGAAAAUGAUGUGGCUCCCCAUGUCCAAAUGAUCAAAAGGAAAGAGUUUCCAAUUCCAAUGGUAAACCCUCAGGUUCAGGCUCAGACUACCGAGGUCCAUGGUGCACUUACCUCAUUGCAACCUAUUGGGCUACAAAUACAGGUUCCUUUGCAUAGAGAGCACGCACUGCCGACCGAGAUUAUCUCAGUUCCACCAGGAAUAUCAGAACCUGAGCAUGUGAAUCAGUCUUCCUCUCUCAAAUCAGAGUUGGAAUGUGACAAAACUGUUAAACAAGGUGAUAAAUUACAUGAACUUGAUGUCUCCACACAGGUAGAAAAAUUAGGGUUUAGGGCUAAUAAUGGAGGAGCAGAAAAAGAGUCAAGGCCGGUGGCAUCUGAAACAAUGAACCUGUUUCCAGUAACCGGAAACACUGAUAAGGAGCUCAGAACUGAACAGCAAGUAUUUCCUUCAGUGCAUCAGUUGAAUGAGUUGGUUCAUGAUGAACCAAAUAGUUCAAAUACUGAACUCAACUUGGUUCCUUUAUGUGCUGAACCUGAAUCAAUGCAAUCUGAACAGACUAGUAAAUCUGUUGAAAACUUUGUGGAGAAGCAGAACUUGCCAGAAACAGAUUCACAGGAAGAUGCAAAUACAAAGCUUCUUUCUAUUGAGACUUUGAGCAAAGUUGACAAUAACAACUUAAAUUCAAAUGGAAAACCAAGUACUGGUAUUGCUAAUAUUCUUGAUGCGGUACCAAAUCAUACAGUUGAGAUAAGCCAACCUGAAUCAAUGCCAUCUGAACAGUUUGUUCAAUCUGCAGAUCUUUCUGACUCCAAGCUUGCAUCUGAUCAAGGAUGUGAAUUCAUGGAGAAGAGUGAUUCACAAAACUGUAGCUCUCUUGGCGACAUCAAUAAGGUCAUUUUCAAUCAUCCUAAUCAAUCUUUUGUUGAUGCAGUGCCUUCUGAAAACCAGAUUGGAUCAGGCACUUGAAAUUUUUUAAUUGGAAGAGAUGGAGGAGUCUAUGGAUGAAGAUCGGAAAAUUUACAUUUCAACCUCAUCACAGGCUUGAAAUCUGAUCCAAUCUUUAUCUGUCGACUCCAACUUUGCUGAAUAUAGUGACUGCAGUUAUUUUAUUGCAGCAAAUCCAUUUCCAAAAUAAACCAGUUUAGACUGUUUAGUAGUCAUUUGGUUUGACACACUAUUGGAAUUGAGUAGACAUUCAUAGUUACAGUUUUGGGUCCUCUUAAUGAUUUUCUUCUUAUAGUAUGUUCCUUUGCUCUACCUUUUGUUGUUUCAGUUAUUGAAUAAAAGAAUUUAACUUUCAGUUGUA
This is a messenger RNA of Cicer arietinum (chickpea), 1941 nucleotides long. RefSeq lists its product as uncharacterized. The record is from RefSeq and is a predicted model, not a curated record. NCBI's taxonomy places the organism in Eukaryota, Viridiplantae, Streptophyta, Magnoliopsida, Fabales, Fabaceae.